AUGUUCACCAUCAGAGCAAAGUCAAAGAAUGGCGAAGAUCCUGUCACUUUGAUUCGACCAUCGGAGCUGCCGAUCUACGAGGACCAGGAACCUGCAGACGAAUAUGAGUACCACCAGCGUCCCACCGGACUCCUGGAGCAGUCGGUGGGCGAUCUGCGGCGAGCCCUGUCCGGCUUCGUCUCGCAGUAUUCCGACACGUACGACUACGCGAAACACGUCUACGAAACGGGGAAGGCCCACAGCGCAGGCACGCUGGACUACCUGCAGGACGAGACGAACCUGGUGCCGCGCGCCACCGCCAUCACCGUCGGCGGCCUCACCGGCCUGCUCGUGGCCGCCCUGCGCCGACGCGGCCUCUUCAAGCGGCUCAUGUACACGGGCGUCGGGCUGGCCGUGCCGACGAGCAUUUGCUACCCGCAGCAGGCCGCGGCGUACGGCCACUGGGGCUUCAACGAGUCACGCAAGUACGGCGUGAUCGCCUACAACUUCCUAGUCGGAGGUAACUGUCCCCGGUCACUGUUGCCUCUGCUGCCGUAG
Messenger RNA from Pollicipes pollicipes, 537 nucleotides. Its product is annotated as MICOS complex subunit MIC27. The coding region runs from base 1 to 537 and encodes 178 amino acids. Gene Ontology annotation, cellular component: MICOS complex. Gene Ontology annotation, biological process: cristae formation. The record is from RefSeq and is a predicted model, not a curated record. The transcript has 4 exons. NCBI's taxonomy places the organism in Eukaryota, Metazoa, Arthropoda, Thecostraca, Pollicipedomorpha, Pollicipedidae.